This is a messenger RNA of Centropristis striata (black sea bass), 1649 nucleotides long. RefSeq names its product tubulin alpha chain-like. The transcript has 4 exons. The coding region runs from base 111 to 1460 and encodes 449 amino acids. NCBI's taxonomy places the organism in Eukaryota, Metazoa, Chordata, Actinopteri, Perciformes, Serranidae. Gene Ontology annotation, biological process: microtubule cytoskeleton organization; mitotic cell cycle. Gene Ontology annotation, cellular component: microtubule; cytoplasm. Gene Ontology annotation, molecular function: GTP binding; structural constituent of cytoskeleton. The record is from RefSeq and is a predicted model, not a curated record.
GUGUGAGCGACAGUGAGGCAGAACUUCCCUCACAGAGAUCUCCUUAUCGACGCCCUGUGAGAGCCUCAAAGUUUCAACUUCUCCUCCGAAACGACGAUCAGAGCAGCAACAUGCGUGAGUGUAUCUCUAUCCACGUGGGCCAGGCCGGCGUCCAGAUGGGCAACACCUGCUGGGAGCUGUACUGCCUGGAGCACGGCAUCCAGCCGGACGGACACAUGCCCAGCGAGAAGCCGUCCGGAGGCUACGACGACUCCUUCACCACCUUCUUCAGCGAGACCGGCACCGGAAAAUACGUCCCCAGGGCCAUCUUCGUCGACCUGGAGCCCACGGUGAUCGAUGAAGUCCGGACCGGCACGUACCGGCAGCUGUUCCACCCCGAGCAGCUGAUCUCCGGGAAGGAGGACGCCGCCAACAACUACGCCCGCGGCCACUACACGGUGGGGAAGGAGCACAUCGACGCCGUGCUGGACAGGAUCCGCAAGCUGUCGGACCAGUGCACCGGCCUGCAGGGUUUCCUGGUCUUCCACUCGUUCGGCGGAGGAACCGGCUCCGGCUUCACCUCCCUCCUGAUGGAGCGCCUCUCCGUCGACUUCGGCAAGAAGUCCAAGCUGGAGUUCGCCAUCUACCCGGCGCCUCAGGUGUCCACGGCGGUGGUGGAGCCCUACAACUCCAUCCUGACCACCCACACCACGCUGGAGCACUCGGACUGCGCCUUCAUGGUGGACAACGAGGCCAUCUACGACAUCUGCCGCCGGAACCUGGACAUCGAGCGCCCCUCGUACACCAACCUGAACCGCCUCAUCAGCCAGAUCGUGUCCUCCAUCACCGCCUCGCUGCGCUUCGACGGCGCCCUGAACGUGGACCUGACGGAGUUCCAGACCAACCUGGUGCCCUACCCCCGCAUCCACUUCCCCCUGGCCACCUACGCCCCGGUCAUCUCGGCGGAGAAGGCGUACCACGAGCAGCUCACCGUGGCAGAAAUCACCAACGCCUGCUUCGAGCCGUCCAACCAGAUGGUGAAGUGCGACCCCCGUCACGGUAAAUACAUGGCGUGCUGCCUGCUGUACCGCGGAGACGUGGUGCCCAAAGACGUCAACGUCGCCAUCAGCAACAUCAAAACCAAGCGCAGCAUCCAGUUCGUGGACUGGUGUCCCACCGGCUUCAAGGUGGGCAUCAACUACCAGCCGCCCACCGCCGUGCCCGGAGGAGACCUCGCCAAGGUGCAGCGCGCCGUGUGCAUGCUGAGCAACACCACCGCCAUCGCCGAGGCCUGGGCGCGCCUCGACCACAAGUUCGACCUGAUGUACGCCAAGAGGGCCUUCGUGCACUGGUACGUGGGGGAGGGCAUGGAGGAGGGCGAGUUCUCCGAGGCGCGGGAGGACAUGGCGGCGCUGGAGAAGGAUUACGAGGAGGUCGGCAUCGACUCGUACGAAGAAGACGAAGAGGGGGAGGAGUAUUAAACAAACGCCUGUCACAUUAUACAAAGCGCCGUUUUAAAGAAAAGUGUAAAGUUCUCUCCCAAAUCUCUCCACAAGUGUUCAUGUGUCUCAGAAACACUAAAGUUACUGCGGUUUGUUUUAUAUGAAAUGACUCUCAAUAAGAGAGAUUGUGCCUUUACCUCCUUUUCUAAAUAAAACUGUUUACACCAA